Messenger RNA from Trachemys scripta elegans, 2297 nucleotides. RefSeq names its product mono-ADP ribosylhydrolase 2 (gene MACROD2). Gene Ontology annotation, cellular component: nucleoplasm. Gene Ontology annotation, biological process: purine nucleoside metabolic process; peptidyl-glutamate ADP-deribosylation; DNA damage response. Gene Ontology annotation, molecular function: ADP-ribosylglutamate-[protein] hydrolase activity. The transcript has 20 exons. Bases 82 to 1464 code for a protein of 460 amino acids. The record is from RefSeq and is a predicted model, not a curated record. Lineage: Eukaryota; Metazoa; Chordata; Testudines; Emydidae.
GGACGCCGGGUCAGUGAUUUCCCCCCAUCUCCGGUGAGCCUGGGGAACGUGCAGCUCAAAGCCGCCGCCAGCCACAGCACCAUGUACCCCGGCAACAAGCGGAAAAAGCUCUGGAAGGAGGAGAAAGAGCGUCUGUUGAAGAUGACCUUGGAGGACAGACGCAAAGAAUACUUGAGGGAGCAUGUUCCAUUGAAAGACAUUCCAACAUGGAUGGAAGAAAUGAAAAGCAAGAACCAAAGUGACGAUGAAAACACUAAGGAAGCUUUGCAGGUGAAGAAAAGUCUGAGUGAGAAGGUUUCUCUCUACAGAGGUGACAUUACAUUGCUUGAGAUUGAUGCUAUAGUUAAUGCAGCUAAUUCCAGUCUUCUUGGAGGUGGAGGGGUCGAUGGCUGUAUACACAGAGCUGCUGGGCCCUGCCUAGUUGCUGAAUGUCGCAACUUGUGUGGCUGUGAGACUGGACAAGCUAAAAUUACUUGUGGAUAUGACCUGCCUGCCAAAUAUGUCAUUCAUACUGUGGGACCAAUAGCAAGAGGCCAUAUCAGUGAUACUCAUAAAGAAGACCUGGCAAGUUGUUAUAAAUCAUCCCUGAAACUGGCAAAAGAAAACAAUAUCAGAUCAAUUGCAUUCCCCUGUAUUUCAACCGGAAUUUAUGGUUUUCCAAAUGAGCCUGCUGCCGUUAUUGCCCUUACCACUAUUAAGGAAUGGUUGAACAAGAAUCACAAUGAGAUGGAUCGUGUCAUCUUCUGCGUCUUUUUGGAGGUCGACUACAAAAUUUUCAAGAAGAAAAUGAGCGAAUAUUUCCCCACAGAUGAUGAUAAUGAAGAGGAGACUGAGAUAAAUGAGGAUACAGAGGGAUUGGAACAAAAAGCCCAGUCACCAUCUCCCAUGAAGUGCAAAGUAAAGAAAUCUGAGAACCUGAAGGAUGAUAAUGAGGAUGAUAAUAGCAGAGAAGAGACGCAAAGUAAUGAAGAAACUGAGGGCCAGAGCCAAGAAGCAGAUGAGGCAAAACAUACAGCUGUACCCAGCCCACCAUCAGAAGAAGGAAUAGAGCUGUGCGAGGAUAAAGAUUCCUCAAAAGAUUCCAAAGCCACACAAGAGAAUGACCCAGCACAUCAUGCAAUGUGUGAAGAAGAUCAAGAUGAAGGACCACAGGAUGUUUCCACAAUUGAUGAAAUGAAAACUCAGACAGAUUCCCAGAGCUCCUGCAUGGAAACAGAAGAGCCCCUGGCAAAUAAAGAGGAUGCAAUCAAGGUUGAGAAACCAAUGACUCCUACAGUAGAUGAAAAUAAAGAAGAAAGCAAAGAAGAAGAGAGAGGAGAAGCACAAGGGAAAGGGAAGCUAUCUGCAGAGGCAAUGACAGUUGAAAAUCCGUGUGACACAGAAAACAUUUCAAGUAAUGAUGCUGAAAUGAAUAGUCAGGUUGAAAGUAUAAAUGAACAUUCAGAAAUGCAGCCGGAAGAUUAACAAAUAGAGGAACAAUGUGAGAGAAGAGAACAAUGAGGUGAAACGUGAACGGCAGUCAUUAGCAUUGUAUGGCAUCAUUCUAACUAUCGGCAGAAAGCGCAUCGGAAGGUGCCCCAUGGGAUGGGAGGGGCAGGGAAAUAAGGGAAAAUGAAUCUUUGUUUUAAUUCCUCUUAAUUCUCAAUUGCAUUUUGUUCUGUAAACCUGGUUUUUCUGAAAAAGCUUCCCUACUUUGGUCAUGAUGUCCCACUUCAAACAAUCUUUUGCAUUGUCCUGGCAAUUACAACAACUUCUAGGUCCUGUGUAAUAUUGGAGAUGCUUAUUUCCCCCCCUCUAUCACUAGCCUCUGAAUCUCAUUUCCCAAUGAGGGCAAAUCAUCCAAGCAACUGGUGGGAAUGGGAUUUUUUUUUGUAUUCUCUGGGAUAAAUUUGGGGAUUUGGUUUGAGGACGUGGACUGCCACAAAGCAUCGUAAACCACAGAACACUGUGUAUCUUAGGAAUUUUAAGAACAGCUGUUCCAAACUAUCACUAUAUUCAUAGUGAAGUUAUUGCACAGUGCCCACCUCCAGCAACAUCAGUCAGGAAUUCCUGACUGCAAGUGUCAGUGGAAAAUAGUUAGAGCUUUUAGAACAAAGACCCUUGCUACUAUGGAGAUAGUAAAAGAGCUAGAAGAAGUGUUUCCUAGUGCACAGUAGAAUCCAACCUAUGCUUCACACCAGGGGUAGGCAACCUGUGGCACGUGUGCCGAAGGCGGCACGCGAGCUGAUUUUCAGUGGCACUCACACUGCCCAGGUCCUGGCCACCCGUCCGGGGACUCUGCAUUUUAAUUGAAUUUA